CUCUCUCUCUCUCUCUCUCUCCUCCCUCCCUCCUUCUUCACUCCCUCCCAUCUCUAUUUCGACUCUUAAUUCCUUUUUUUUUCUGGCCAAAUCUUUUUCGAUCCGUCAAAGACAUAGCAUGAUAGUACCAGGAAGAAAAUGGGUGAGAAGCACGAACUGCGUCUUAAAAGCCCGGUGGGUGCGGAGCCCGCUGUGUACCCCUGGCCGUUACCAGUCUAUGACAAACACCAUGAUGCUGCUCAUGAAAUUAUUGAAACCAUCCGAUGGGUUUGUGAAGAGGUCCCUGAUCUUAAACUUGCUAUGGAAAACUAUGUGCUAGUGGACUAUGAUACCAAAUGCUUUGAGAGUAUGCAGAAGCUAUGUGAGAAGUACAACCGGGCAAUGGAUAGCAUUCAGCAGUUGUGGAAAGGGACGACACAGCCUAUGAAACUGAACACUCGGCCUUGCAAUGGCCUGCUACGACAUAUUCUGCAACAGGUCUACAACCACUCAGUGACUGACCCAGAGAAACUGAACAACUACGAACCCUUUUCUCCUGAGGUUUAUGGUGAAACAUCCUUCGAUUUAGUCGCUCAAAUGAUUGAUGAGAUCAAGAUGACUGAAGAUGAUACGUUUGUUGAUUUAGGAAGUGGAGUGGGUCAAGUAGUGUUGCAAGUUGCUGCAGCUACACAGUGCAAGCAUUACUAUGGCGUAGAGAAGGCAGAGAUACCUGCAAAAUAUGCAGAGACAAUGGACACAGAGUUCAGAAAAUGGAUGCGAUGGUAUGGGAAGAAAUAUGGAGAGUACACACUGGAAAGAGGCGACUUCCUAUCUGAAGAAUGGAAAGAAAAAAUUGCAAGUACAAGUGUUGUGUUUGUGAAUAAUUUUGCCUUUGGUCCCGAGGUGGAUCACCAGCUGAAGGAACGAUUUGCAAACAUGAAGGAAGGUGGCAAAAUUGUCUCUUCCAAACCCUUUGCACCAUUGAAUUUCAGAAUAAAUAGCCGGAACUUGAGUGAUAUUGGCACUAUCAUGAGAGUUGUGGAGUUAUCACCACUGCGAGGCUCAGUUUCGUGGACUGGCAAACCAGUCUCCUAUUACCUGCAUACAAUUGAUCGGACCAUACUUGAAAACUACUUUUCUAGUCUCAAAAAUCCAAAACUCAGGGAGGAACAAGAGGCAGCUAGACGUAGACAACAAAAGGAAAAUAAAGAAAAUAAGAGUAGUACAACAACUCCAACCAAGGAUUCUGGUCCUGAGGAGGAAAAAACUGGGGUAACCGGGAUUAAAAAAGCACCUUCACCUGCUAAACCACGUAAGAGUAAGAUAAUUAAUAAAAGCAAGAGAAUUGCAGUUCGAAAAAGAGGCCGCCCCAAGAAAAUGAGCACUGCGAUUUCAAAAAGGAAUACCAAGAAAAGCCAAUCUGCACUGGAUCUUUUACACGCUCAGACUCUGUCGGCAUCCUCACCUCAGGAUGCAUACAAGUCACCUCAUAGUCCAUUUUACCAACUACCUCCCAAAGUGCAACGCUAUUCACCCAAUCAGUUUUUACUGGGUCCUACACCACCUGCACUACAGAAGCUGCUAGAGUCUUUCAGGUUACAGUAUCUGCAGUUCAUGGCAUAUAUGAAGACACCUCAGUACAAGACAAACUUACAGCAGUUAUUGGACCAGGAAAAGUUGAAGAAUAUGCAGUUGACCGGAACAGCACAGCAGUUGUUUAGGCACUGUCAGACACAGAAAGAAGAAGUCCGCCUUCUUUUUCAGCAAAAACUUGAAGAGUUGGGUAUAAAGGCCAUGACAUUCAAUGAUUUACUCCAAGCACAGAAAGAGAUCAUCGCUCACAACAGGCAGCUAAAAGAACAGACAAAGCAGCUGGAAAAAGAUAAUGGUGACCUCAGGAAACAUAGUCUACAGCUGCUGAAAGCACGAUGUGAAGAGCUAAAUUUGGAUUGGUCUUCUCUGUCUUUGGACAACCUACUGAAGGAGAAGCAAGCCUUGAAAAGCCAGAUCUCAGAAAAACAAAGGCACUGCUUAGAGCUUCAGAUAAGCAUUGUGGAGUUGGAGAAGAGUCAACGGCAGCAAGAGCUAAUACAACUUAAGUCAUAUAUGCCAUCAGAUGAUGUAUCUCUUCAGCUGCGCCACAAAAACAAAAAUUAUGAGAUGGAUACAGAAAGAAACAGAUAUCAGCUUGAGAUCGAAUGCCCUAAGAUUCCAAUGGCAAACCUGAAUGGCUUGAGCCCCGAACUCUCUAUUAAUGGAAGUGCAACACCUUUUGAAAUUCACAAUUCUGUAAACCGCCCUCCUUCCAAAUCACAAAACGUGUACAACACUCUGUUUCCAGACCAGGAGAAUGGACUGUGCAUCCCAAACCUUAUGAGUAAACACAAAGCAGACAGAUUACAAAGUCACACUCUCCCUGACUACACCAGGUUUUCUCCUGCCAAAAUUGCACUUCGUCGACAUUUGAACCAAGAUCAUACUGGAGGUGAAAAGCUUGUACAUGAAGUACAAGUGGCCUGUGCUCAGAGGAUUGAAAACCUAAAAGAAACUGGUCUCCCACAUCAUAGUCCAGGAGUUCCAAAUGGUGUUCAGCAUGGUUCAGGUGAACAACAGCAACCUUUGUCCCCAACAUCCCAGCAGAUGACAUGUGAGAAAAGCGCAGAGAAGCUUUCUAAAGAUGGCAGCAAAAGUCCAGUUAAUAAUUCUGAAACCAUAACCAGCCUACCAAUCAGUAUUCCACUGAGCACUGUUCAACCAAACAAAUUGCCUGUCAGCAUUCCCCUGGCCAGUGUAGUUCUGCCAGUCCGUGCUGAAAAAGUUAGAAGCACACCCAGUCCCAUUCACGUUUCAAAUCGUGAUUUAUCAAUGCUUGACAAACAAUAUGGUGCUACCUAUGGAAAUGUGGCUGGAAAUAAACCACAGUCUUUGGCUAACUCAGGUUUUUGUUACUCAGCUGGCUCUGUGGCGGUCAAUGGAGUCCAUUCUGGCUCUCCCAUCCAGUCAGUGCUCAAUAGUCAUGACAAGACACUAUUAGAAGAUUCUGAUUCCACCAGUGUAGGUAUCCUUGCCAACAGUUCAGUCUUGCAGAGCAUAAACCCACAGCAUCCAACAAUGCACCUGAUGCACUCUCGAAAUUCUGAACAAAAUUCUCCAACCACUCAACAUUCAGGCAGCCCAAGGCUGUCUAGCUCUCAAAAUCCAGCGACCAGUUCUCCAAGCAUAGGUGGGGUUUUACAGUAUGCGGACACACAAAAGGCCUUCUCGGAGGUAAUCAAAAAAGAUCUACAGCCAGACCAAGGUGCCUCGGAUCAGGAGAAUGAAUCCAAACGCAGAAUAAUAUUUUCCACUGCUAAUGGUGGAAAUAUAAAGCAAUCUACUUUAAAUAAACAGGCCCCUAUUGCUUCAGCCAUCAAGUUGGAAUCUGGACAGACAAUGUCACAAGAAGGAAAAAAGAAGGGCAGAAGAAAACGUUCUUCUUUGACGUCCAAUUUAAAUGCAGGCAGCUCUCCUAAACGGAAAUCCCUCCUUGCUGCACUAGGACUUUCUUCAGGAUCUCCUUUGAAUAUUAGUUCCAUGGUCAAUAACAUCAACCAACCUUUGGAAAUAACAGCAAUUUCAUCACCAGAAACUUCAGUGAAGAGCUCUCCUGUUCCCCAUCAGGACAAUGAAGGACCUCCAAGUUUGAAAAAGAAAAAGGUGUUUGCCUCCAAUGGUGUUCAUUAUUCUCCACUUACAUCUGAUGAAGAGCAGGAGGAGGAAACUGAGCAGAUUAAUGGAAGGAUUGAAAGAAAAAUGACCCAAAAUCAGUGCACUGUAUCAAUUGAAAGUAAAGAAAUUCCAACCAUUUGCGGAGAAAAUGACCAAGGUGGAAAUUUAUCAAUACGGAAGCAAGGAUCCGGUUCCAGUACUUCAGACAACAGCAGUAAAUGGAAAUCCACUUUUUCUCCGAUAUCUGACAUCAAUUUGACCAAGAACUCUGACAACGCAUCCCAGUCAGCAUCUGCUUUAUGCCAAGCAUCUCCUUUUGGCACCAGGCCUAUUACAGGUGAACUUUCAGUCAGUGAUGCUAAAAUGGGAUCCCAUCAGAGGAAACACAUCACCACCCCAGUCUCGGUGGAGGAAAAUGGUUGUCAUGCAGCCUCACCUAUCAUUUUUAAUUACAAUUCGGGACGAUCUGCAGAUAUCAGUUUACAUGAUUAUAAUGAAGGUGCUUGUUUAGCUCGUAAGACUUCAGAGAUGGUGGGUCUGAAUUCCAGUGCACUGUACCAGCUGACCAGGAACAAAGCUGACUCCAGUAUUGACUCAAAUCUCUCUUCAAACAAGAAGCAACCAGAUGGGUUGACUGGUGCAAAGGGCGAUGAGCUGAGCAAGUCAGGGGUCAAAGGUAUUUUUAACCAUGUGGUGCCUUCAGUCUCUUCUCAUCAGUUUGGAGCCAAUUUCAGCAAUGUUCCAGUGUCUAGUAGCACGAUGUUAAGCUUUAACCCACUACAGACUGUUCCUACUACUUCUCACUCAUUUCUUUCUGUAUCUUCCAGUACAUUAUCUUCCACUGAGAGCAGAGUGGCCCCCUACCUUACCCGAGCACCUACACAAUCUGUGCUUAACACACCUCCCCCUAAUAUUUCCUUGCCGCCACCUCCUCCACUGUUGAAUUCAAACAGUUCUGAUCCUUCUCCUUUCCGUAAUAUGUCCACUGUUAGCGAUGGAUACUUGCCUUCAUCCAUUUCUUGCUCCUCUUCAACUGCUUCGCUUCAAUCUGCUAACACUGCAUUGGCCAUGAAACUUGCAUCUUUGCAGCCCAAAGCUUCUCACCCUUCCUUCACAGUGCAUCACCCACCUUUGCCACGUUCAGCGCUUGCUCAGUCAGCACCUCUUAUCCCUCAGUCCAGCACAAAUACAUCUGCAAUGUGGGUCACACUUGGCAUGCAGUCUCCUUAUGCUACACAUUUCUCUGGGGUUAAGCCUCGAUAAGAACUUGCGUACUUUAUCAGUCUUAUAAGGUAAUUAGGAAUUCUACCUCAAAACAAUGUGACCUAUGCAAGGACGAUGUGGACCAACUUCAUCCACUUCCAUCAAACAAAAGGUGCUUGAGUGGCCUGCAAACAUUGUUUUGCUUCUUUACUACUGGAAAAUAAAAGCAAAUACAUUUUACUGUGAAUUGGUUUUAGUGUUGCUGCAAAAAAAGGCUCCUGUUGUAUGGCAUUUUAGAAACUAUUUAUCUUUUUCCCAAGUAAUUGGGACUAGUCAUUGUCCCAGCAAGCCUAUAGAGGCUUUGAAGUGUGAAGUGCAGCGCACACCAGCAUUCAUUUGUUAGCCUGCUGUUGGUGCUAUUUUAACCACCAUAAACUGUGCCUCUGUGGGUUUUGAUCCCUGGUGCUUUUAUUCUGAAAGGUUGCAAACUAAAUUGUUAGCUGAGACCAGUUUCUCUGAAACAAGUGAUAUCUUUGUAACAUUUUGUAUCACUUGUUAACAGUUUGGUACUUGAUGCAGAUGUUGCUCAGCCACCUUCAGUUUACUUUAUACAAGUACAAUCCUGCUCUUCUCUUCCACUGAUUUGUCUCUGGUCUUUUGUAUGUUAAGUGAUUGUUCACGAUAACACAGAAAAAUACUGUCAUCACUGUCUUUUUCUCAUUAAUUUAAUGGUGUUUUAUAGCAUUGUAAAUUGCAGUUCAUACAAUGUAAUCUAAUACCAUUAGAUAAAGAUUUAUUAUACAUUUGAAUUAUUGCUGUGUAAUUUUAAUUGUAAGCAAUAGCACAUUGAUUUUCUGGUAAACUUAGUAUACAAUGAAGUGUAAAUUUUACCAUUUUCUACACAUUUUGUUCAAGAAAUAUGUAUUAUGUAUAAACAACCCAAGAGAGCAAAAUGUGAAAAUGAAAACUGAAUUUAAAAUGCAAUGGGAUUUCAUAGACUGUAGGUCAUUUUAAAAAUGUAUUUUAAAAAUUUCUUUUUCACAAUGUUUUAUACAUUUAAGGUGGGACAUCUUUACUAAUCCAGUUUUAAAAAGUACCUCAAGUUUUUUAAUAUCCUUACAAAAGUUCAACUUUCUGGUUAAAGAAUUCAACAUUGGAUUGUGCUUGAAGCUAAAUGUUUUUUUUCUUUUAUCAAAUUAUUUAAAGCUAUGUUUUUUUAAAAAGGUCUGAAGCAAAGAAGUUGCAGUAAUUUUUUAUGUAAUUAUAUUCACUAACCAAACUGCAGUAAGACCAAUGCCAAGCAUUUUUGUAAGUAUAAUGAAAUGAUUAACUAAGUAACUGAGGGUGACAUAAAGGCUCUUAGGCCAGCAAAGAACUGUGCUGUUUGUUUCAGGUGGAGCUGAUUCAUGUGCCCUGUAUUUUUUGCAGUGCAGCACACGGGAGCCCAUAUCUCUCUUUUUGAAAACAAUAUCCAGCAUGUUAAGAAAAUAAAUAACCUAUAAAAUGGGUGAGGGUGGGGGGAGGGUGCGCUGGGGAAGGAGAUGUAUCCUUAGUUUCUGCUGUUUUGAAACCACAUUGCAGUUUAAAACUGUUGUAUUUUACCUGAGUGAAUUAACUGUUUUUGCUUUUGGGAUGUCCAGAAGAUUGUUUAGCUUUAGUGGUGGCUGUGGGAAUUUUGAGUUUGUGACUGAGUAAUUGUAAUAAAAUGAAAGCUUGUAAAGUGUGAGCAGAAAUGUUGGCUUUUUACAGUAUGGAGGAACCGUGGUUCUUGAGAAAUUGAGCUUGAUGGACCUCCAAUGCGCAUGCAUCUUGAUGCAUGACUAGCGCUAAAAUAGCGACACGUUUCCUACUUGUUCAGUGCUACAUAAUGCACAAUAUAGUUUAAAGUAGUAAGUGUUCAAGUGCAAACAUUGAUUGGACACCUUCCACUGACUGGUUACCAGAUUCAGUGCAGUCAUGUUAAUGUUUUGACCUUUACUUGAAACUAAUAUUUAUUCAAGUUUAAAAGACCAUAAUGUAGUACUGUAGAGAGUUGUACUUCCCUUUCUGUAUUCUGACAAUUCCUGGUCAAGACCUCAUAAAAUGCGUCAUAAGAUCUUGGGAAGAAGAAAGAUUAUUGGAUUGAAUCUUUUGUAUUCUUCCUUUUUGAAAUAGCUAAGAGGGCAAUUGAACUAGGAAAUAGUUGACUAAAAUUAGACCUUUAGUCUGUUAUUGGUACAGAUGCAAUAGUUAUCAGGUAUUAUAAACUCUGCUUUUGAGGUGCAACAGGUCAAAUAAAAUAAAAUUCAGAGUACUGUUCUAUUGAAAUAGACACUAAAACUGUAAGAAAUCUAAAUUAUUCAAGAAUAUGGUGUUUAAUUGGAUUUCAGUCCCGUAGAACCUACUUUGUAGAGUCUGGUGAUGUUGACUGCAAAUUGAAUAUUCGGGUAUUACAUGCUACCAGAAAUUUCAUGGAAGCAUAUAUAGGAAGAUGAUGAAUCAAUUAUAAAUUUGGCUUAAUUUUUGUACAAUGUGAAAAUAUUCACACUAGUACAUGGUAGAUAGUUAGCUCACCAGUAACCAAGUGAAACAUCAAACAGUGACAGGAUGUUCUCAUAAGUAGCCUUAAAUUUAUAGGUAGAUUGAGGUGUAAUUACAUGCUGUGAAAACUGAGCCAUAUAACUUAAUAGAAAAAAGGUGCAUUUAUGUCAUUUUAUGUUGGUUUAUAGUAAUAAAACAAACUGCUUUUCAGAAGCAGUCAAAAUCAAUUUGUACAAUCCAUCAGGGGUGCCUCUAUCAUGCAGAAACUGUAAAUGAGAUUGCCCCUUAAAUAUUGAACAUCUAUUGUGAUCUGUACACUAUUUAUCAAGUUCAGUUUACUGUAAGGAAAAUCUUCUGUACAAAGUAAUACUAUUAUUUUAAUAUAUAUGUAUAUUACCAAAAUGCCUGAGAUAUAUUAGAAGCUAUUACCUAAUUUUCUUGAGUAUUCCCAAAUACUUUGGAGGACAAUAUUUUCUGUUUGUAACAAAAUUGUACAUUUACUAGUUCGGAAAAAGGAGAAACCUUUUCCAAGUGUCUCUGAACCAUCCCAAGGCACAGAUGAUAUUUUUCAGCACUGAAAGGUAAUGUCCAUCAUAUGCUGGAUUUUACAUAUUAAUUGUAUUUUGCAUAUAUCUUUCACUCCCUCAACUGCACUUAGGGGUAUUUGAACAUAAUUUUACAUUUUAAAAAUGCUUAUGUUGGGAAAAACAUUUGAGAUACAAGUAUAUUUUAAUCCUCAUCGCACUGCAUCCUGAAUGAGCAUUUAAACAAUGUAUAUAUAACUAUCUAAAGUCAUAUGAUGUAAAAUUUUACAACUUCAUUUAAAUCAAGUAGCCGGUGAGUUGAGAUUGCAUGGGUGUUAGGUUUGUUUGAAAUUAACCACAGUUAAUACAAAUUAAAAUGCCAGAAGUUCCAUAAAUAUGAAGUGUGCUGUGAUUGUGGAAUAUGAUAAAGGGGAAUACAAUAUAGUGUUAAGACUCCUGAUUAUUUCGGGCACAUACUACCCCCAAAACAUUUACAAACAGGAGUUAGGACUAUUAAUUCAGCAAAUUUCAUGAAUUGAAAACUGAAUACCUUAGUUGUAAGGUGCAAGAAUCUGAACUUUAAAUGUUUUUCCUCUGGACUCCUCAAAUUCCUUAUAAGCUUUAGACAUCUCAGACAUAGGUUUUCAUCACUUUGUAGUAUUUGACCAGAAGGCUACAUGUUAUCCUGUGUAAGAUGGACGUUAUCUUUAAAUACACAAGUGGAGGAUGAAUCAUAUAUUCUUUGCACUUGUACCGUACAGUCUGUCUUUUUGUGGCUAUAGCUUAUAUUGUACAAUGCUGCUUGGUGUGGAAGAAAAAAAGCUGUCCUAAAUAAACACAAUGUUAAGGAAAUAAAAUCUGUGGUUAUUUAAAAAACUCUGAAUAUACAAAAAUUGUUCAAUAUGUACAGUUGCGAAGAUGAUAUUGCUCAAGAAUUAGCUUGUGACUAUUUUGGCAUGGCUGUAGAAUUUGAAAGAGAGCUAGAUAUUCACAUUGACAGCUGGUUCAAUUGGCUUUUUCAAAUUUUUCAUAAUGUAGACUUGGUGCAUAUACUGUGUGGUAGGGGAAAGGGAUGUUUUUGUGAUUACAGUUGCCUAGUGCUUAUUACAUUUUGUGAAAUUUGUGAAGGUUAAAUGGCAAGCAUUCUAAAAAUCUCAUUGUUUUCUUUGUAUGUAAUGUUAUAAUGGAACUGCUCUUUAUUGUUUUUUUCUGCCAUUCCACCCUUUUCUAAAGUACUGUAAAUCCAGUUAAGUUGCAACUACUACUAAAAUGUUAUUUUGGAGGAAUAAAUUUUCUUUGGCCUGGCA
Molecule: messenger RNA, 9241 nt
Organism: Carcharodon carcharias (great white shark)
Lineage: Eukaryota; Metazoa; Chordata; Chondrichthyes; Lamniformes; Lamnidae
Gene: dot1l
Product: DOT1-like histone H3K79 methyltransferase
Exons: 29
Coding region: 139-4950 (1603 amino acids)
Biological process (GO): DNA damage checkpoint signaling; regulation of transcription regulatory region DNA binding; DNA repair
Cellular component (GO): nucleus
Molecular function (GO): histone H3K79 methyltransferase activity
Source: RefSeq, a predicted model, not a curated record